AUGUUGCAGUUAUAUGACAUGGGCGGAAGUUUCUCUAUAGAGAGUAUCACACAGUUGGCGUUGAACAAUAUAAUUCUAGAAUCGUGGUAUUGUCCUCGUACGAUCUUGAGCGCCAGAAUGAACAACGCAGCCAAGCUAUACACGUUCUUGAGUAACCAUUGUCCGGCUCUCUCAAAACUAGUAUCCAUCAAGCAAGCAUCUACUUCGCAUGCUGGAUAUUUCAGAUGGAUUGAUGGAUUGAUGGAUCUUGAUUUGCGCGUAAAGUACGCCCCGGGUCUACGCGACCGACAAAAGCACCUGCAAAGAAUGUACUUUCGGCUACAAAUGAAAGACAUCAAAGGAGACGCGGACAUGAUUGCUGGAGACUUCAGUCGGUUUUUGAAUACGAAAGAAAGUGAUCCCUGGCCCACACCCGGAGAGGCAACUCUAAAAUACUGGAAAACUCGCAGGCCUGUAACGGCUCUGAUGUGCUUAAUCACUAAAGAUGAAAGUGGCAGGGAUAUUUAUUCAUGCACGCUCGAACAAAGUGGUACAUCACCCUGGCUUUGGGUGCCCACCUUGAACGUCAACAUUGCAUGCCAUCAGGACGGAACCCCUGUGCAUAAAUACAAAGGGCUGACUCAAAUGUUUGAUGGUGAACCGUGGUAG
This is a messenger RNA of Botrytis fragariae, 648 nucleotides long. RefSeq lists its product as uncharacterized. The record is from RefSeq and is a predicted model, not a curated record. The coding region runs from base 1 to 648 and encodes 215 amino acids. Lineage: Eukaryota; Fungi; Ascomycota; Leotiomycetes; Helotiales; Sclerotiniaceae. The transcript has 2 exons.